AUGGGUCGCCGUUUUGUGUUAACAUUGGUGAUUGGGAUCUCGGCCGGUUUUAGUUUCGCAUACAUACUGCUAACUUCGUCUGGAUUCUCGCGGGAAGUAGCUUGGUACACCAACAACAGAGAAUCAGCACGCGACCUUGAUAGGCACCCGUUACCAAGCGUCAUAGAACACGGCAGUGAGGAACCAGCGCAUAGAGAUGAGGACAGGUCGAUCGCAGACGAGUUAUCGAAACGGGUCAGAGUGCUAUGUUGGAUUAUGACCCAGCCGAGCAACCACAAGAAAAAGGCGAAGCAUGUCAAAGCCACUUGGGGCAAGCGCUGCAAUAAAUUGCUGUUUAUGAGCACAGCGGAAGACAGCGAGUUGCCCUCUGUGAAGUUACCCGUUCAAGAAGGCAGAGACCACCUGUGGGCGAAGACAAAAGCUGCGUUCAGAUAUGUAUAUGAGCAUCACCGAAGAGACGCCGAUUGGUUCCUUAAGGCCGAUGAUGACACGUACGUGGUGGUUGAAAACCUCAGAUACAUGCUCGCUGAUUAUGACAGCAAAGACCCUAUAUACUUCGGAUGCCGGUUCAAACCUUUUACAUCUCAGGGCUAUAUGAGCGGCGGAGCUGGCUACGUCCUAAGUCGGGAAGCUCUGGACCUGUUCGUGAAUAAGGGUCUUCCUUCGCCGCAUCUCUGCAAAGCUACCGACCACGGAGCUGAGGAUGCGGAAAUGGGCGUCUGCAUGGACCACAUCGGAGUAAAAGCGAUGGACUCGCGAGACUCGCUGCAUCGCGGACGUUUCUUCCCGUUCAUGCCCAAACACCAUCUGUUCCCGAACAAGGACAAAGGGUUCUGGUACUGGCAGUAUAUCUAUUACCCCAGUGAUGAGGGUCUUGAUUGCUGUUCAGAUCACGCCGUAUCCUUCCAUUACGUGGAUCCUUUAGAAAUGUACGUCUUAGACUACUUGAUAUACCAUUUGCGACCUUAUGGCAUUCGCUUCGGUACGGGUGAUCUGCCUAAAAUCCUAAGAACUAACGACACAUCCGUCACAGAUAGUCGUUGA
Parnassius apollo (apollo) is the source of this 1044-nucleotide messenger RNA. The record is from the annotation of a GenBank genome assembly. NCBI's taxonomy places the organism in Eukaryota, Metazoa, Arthropoda, Insecta, Lepidoptera, Papilionidae.